AACAAUACUACCAAAUCCUCAGUAAUUGCUGCAGAUGCACAGAAAAUUUCCAGCAACACUUAGGCAUUAGAGAGCAAUGUAGAUAAAAUGAACCAGAUGAACAGCAGUGUCUCAUGUCGGAUCUGCAAGAGCUUUUCCGGCAACGAUCUAAUCAAGUCACCCUGUCUUUGUAAAGGAAGCAUGGGCUAUGUCCACUUCACGUGUCUGGAGCGCUGGUUGAACCAGGCGAGUAGAGACUCCUGUGAGCUGUGCCAUUACCGAUUCAAUGCUGUUCAGAGUCGUCGCUACAGUCUUCUGCGCUCCUGGUAUAUAUGGAUCAGUAAUUCUACCCACCGCACGUAUCUGUGUUAUGAUCUCCUCAUAGCCCUCAUCCUCACAGCCCUCACGCUCGCGAUAGUCUGCCUUUGUCUGGUGGGUAUCGGAAUAUUUGUGACCCAGGAAGACAGACCAAGCUUAAAGGAACCGAUUGUGCGAGGAAUCAUCAUGUUCUUCCUGAUUAUGCUCAUGUCCAGCUAUAUGACCACCCUGUACCUCAUACUCCAGGACCACGUCAAGCCCUGGUACAACUGGUGGCGUUCUUGUAUCAGUGUGAAACUCAUCAUCAGUCCUGAUUUGGUGCAACCAUGCCUACAGGUCCAAGAUCCUCCAGCCCAAGAGAUACGAUCCAAAGAGAUGUUGUCAUUGGUCCAAUCAGACAGUUGCUGCAGUGUCUGCCCAGUGAAGCCAGACAAAACCUUUACUGACAUAAUAAAACCGACAUCUGAAAUUAAGGUUGCAUAGAGAUAACUUACUGAAAUUGGCCUUUAUGAUAAAUCUUUUCAGAAUUAAAGCAACUUAAGAUUGA
Molecule: messenger RNA, 844 nt
Organism: Homalodisca vitripennis (glassy-winged sharpshooter)
Lineage: Eukaryota; Metazoa; Arthropoda; Insecta; Hemiptera; Cicadellidae
Product: E3 ubiquitin-protein ligase MARCHF2-like
Exons: 4
Coding region: 88-780 (230 amino acids)
Biological process (GO): protein ubiquitination
Molecular function (GO): ubiquitin-protein transferase activity; zinc ion binding
Source: RefSeq, a predicted model, not a curated record